AUGCACGCCCAUACCCAGACUCCACCUCUCCGCCGCCGGGGCUCCAAUUCGUCUGAGACGCCCUUGUCGCCUGAUAUAGAAGCCCCCCAGCUUAGGACCGCGUCGCUUUUCGGCAUCACAACGCCCUCUUCUGCGACGUUUCGCGCUCAGACACCUGCGAGUCCGACCGUUGCAUCACCUCCCGUCCGUCGCAAGCCGCUGCCCGCUAACGCCUCGCCCGUCGCCACGCGCUUCUCCUCCCAAAGCUAUACCACGGGCCCCCGGAUCGUCGAGAGAGGUCACACGCAGCGCGCCUUCUCUACCGACAACACACCUCAUCCCUUCGCGCGCUCCCAAGCAGUCUUCACGCCGCCCCUUACCGCGACCAAGGAAGAGUUCAACCCCAGUACCCGAGACAACUCCGCCACCACCGGCGCUACGCCAAACGACCCGCUAGACGACUACAUCGCCGAGGACGAAGAUCGCCCAAGGAGAGCAUCAUCGCAGUACGGAGGCUUGCUGCCAGGGGUGGAAGACAAUUCCCGGCCGGGUUAUGAUCGCGCGGCCAGCAGCUACCACACGGCACGAGUUUCAACAUCUGAAUGGGAUCCUGAGACAGCUCCGGAUAAUACACACAGCCGCGAACGGACCCCGACCAUGUCCUCAUAUGAUUCACAAAGAACCCCGAACUUGACACUUCAGAUCCACGGAGAGGAUGGCGUCACAGGCGAUUUCCUCGACUAUGACCAGCUCACGGACGACGAGGACCACUCGCCGAAACCUGAGAUGGCAGCCGGUGGCAACAAGUUCACGUCUUUCUUUGGAUGGAAGUCUGGAUCACAAAACCUAGCGAACGGCUCGCCUGCUACCAACUUCUCUGACGAUUCCCCGGCACCCAACGGUCUCAACCUGCAGAAGAAGACGCCCAAGGCGCUGGACAUUCCUGCUGCCAACUCCCAGCAGUCGUACUUCACUGUGCCCGGCACACCGCUUUACUCAUCCUCUCCCAGUGUCAAUGCGCAUGUUGAGGAGCUCGAGCGCGAGCUGCGCGAGAUCAGCCAAGAACUAGCCGGCUCGAUCAAGAGGGAGUUGGAACUCGAGGACGAACUUGAAAACUACAAGGCCGAGAAUCCCACUGGGACGACAGAAAACCGGAGGACGAGCGAUUACUACUCGGACUCUGGUGCUAGCUCCGCAAAGUUCCCCAUUGGCGACCCCGAGGCAAGACUGGAGACAUUGGAAAAGUUGCGCCGGAAAGCAGAGCAGGACAGGGCGUCAGCCAAGAAUGAGACUGCACAGCGGCUUCAAGAUGAAUUGCGGAGACGCGCAGACCUUGAAUCUCAAGUCCAGUCUCUGGAGGAACAGCUUCAGGGGAAUGAGAAGCUGGAUGAUAUCAAACGCCGGCUUGUUGAUGAGAAGCAAGCCAAGGAAAACCUGGAAGAUUUGCUGGCAGCCCUGCGUGAGGCGCACGACAAGGACCGGGGCGAGAGAGACAAUUUGCGUGAUGAAAUCAUCCCGCAGCUCAACGCUCGCUUGACUGGCCUCGAAACCGGGGCUGGAGAGGUCGAGAAGCUGAGAUACGAAAACACUCGCCUGCAACAGGAACUCGAAUCCUUCCAAAUGGAAAUACUCCCGGACCUCCGCACUCGUUUGGACCAGUUCAAGGACAUGCAACAAGAAAACGCUCGUCUGCAGUAUGAGCUCGACAAUGUCCGCAACGAAACCAAUGAUGCCCAGGCAGACCGCAUCGAGAAGCUUCAGGACGAGAUAACCCGCCUCAAGCGUCAACUCAGUACCGUUCAAAACGAAGCAAACAUCGCUGAGGUUGCUCAGCUCCAGGCCACGCAACUCCAAGCUCUCGGCGAGGAGAACUCUCGCCUUCAACAAGAACUCCAAACGGUUCGCAACGAGAACCAAUCCUUGCUCAACGCGCGCCGCAUGCGACUCGAACUGGCGCAGCAGUCGGACCGUUUCAACUCGAUUUCCGAGGAAGGCGAGGAAGGAACAGCAUCCGCCUCGCCGAAGAUUGGUCUCUCUCGUUCUAACUCCCUCGCCCGCAAUUCCGUCCAGCUUCUUAAACGUGGCUCCCGCAGUGGCACGCUCACUGGUCUUUCCCGAUCCAACUCGGUCAAAGAGAAAGGUGAAGCCCCGCGCGACUUUGGAGAGAAGAUGAAGGAUGUCGAAGAACAGCGGGAUGCUCUGCACCGUGCUCUCAAACAGCUCCUAGCACGCUACGAACAGCAGGAGAAAAACCACGCAAAGAAAAUCAAACUCCUCGAAAUGGAGAGGGACCGUGCGCUCAAUGUGUCUCCCAGACGCACAGCAUUCCACGGUGAGGUCACCAACCUCCGCGCCGAAAUCAACCAUCUGCGCAAGCGUGCAGAUGAUGCUCUCGAUCAGAAGUGGCAAGUCGAGAAGAACCUUGGUGGCGUUCGCAUGGAUCUUGCCCGUGCCGAGCUGGAAACCAGCUCGCUUCGCGAUCUCAUGAGUGAGAAGGACAUGUUUGUACAAGAGCGGAGACCGUCGGCGGGCAGUGUCUACAGUGAUGACUCUCAGGCGCCAGUCACUUUGGAGCGGGCUUACAAGGAACUUCAGACCCUCCACGCUCUCUCGCUCGCGCGUGUCAAAGGAAUGGAGGAAGGAGAGGAUGCGGAAGAAGCCGAGCGCGUCCUGGGUCUGCUCAAGCAAAGCAUUUCGGACGCGAAGACGGAGCGUGAUAACGCUCUCAAGGAGGCCGAGACGUAUCGCCAGCAAGCUCGUAAUCUUCAAGAGUCGGAGGUUGCACACUUGGACAAGGAACACUCCCUUGCAUCUGAGCUCUUCGGGGCCGCCAAGAGGAUGGACGAGCUCGCGGCUCAAACUCAAAUACAGUUACAGCAAAACGAUGCUCUCAGGCAGCGUCUUGCCGAAGCUAUCGGACGAGGUGAGAGCGAGCAGCGUCUCGCCGCAAAGCGCAUCACGGAGAUGCAGAGCAAGCUGCGCGCAGCUGAGGAAGGCGUCUCGGUGGCGCAGAACCAAUCGGAUGAGGCGCUCAACCCACACGAAGAUGAGCUGCGUGCGAUCAACGACAGUCAAGUAGCACAGUUGAAGCGCAUGCAAGGCGCCCGGGGACUGCUCGAUACGACCAGGCUUACACCAGCAUACAGCCCCAUGCCGAAGCCCCUCAGUCCCAUCUUCGCGCAGAGAAGCCCGAGGUUAGACAUCACAUCGAGCGGCCUUGGUAUCUCGAUCCAGCAAGCAACGAAGACUGGAGAACUGGAGCACAAGGUGCACGACCUGGAGAAGGCCCUGUCGGACGCGGACAGGGAGAUGGAGGAGGUGGUUGGCCGCAUGAACAUGGCACAGAUUGAAGUUGCAGAGCUGCAGACCGAGAAGGACGAGGCUAUGCGCGAGACAAGAAGACUGCAGGCCGAGAUCACUGCCCAACGCGAGUUGGUCAAGGAGCUCAUGAGCCAGCAGUAG
Molecule: messenger RNA, 3441 nt
Organism: Diplodia corticola
Lineage: Eukaryota; Fungi; Ascomycota; Dothideomycetes; Botryosphaeriales; Botryosphaeriaceae
Product: intracellular protein transport-like protein
Exons: 3
Coding region: 1-3441 (1146 amino acids)
Biological process (GO): cytoplasmic microtubule organization; cytoskeleton-dependent intracellular transport
Cellular component (GO): centrosome; cytoplasm
Molecular function (GO): dynein light intermediate chain binding; microtubule binding
Source: RefSeq, a predicted model, not a curated record